Messenger RNA from Electrophorus electricus (electric eel), 2252 nucleotides. The record is from RefSeq and is a predicted model, not a curated record. Lineage: Eukaryota; Metazoa; Chordata; Actinopteri; Gymnotiformes; Gymnotidae.
UGUAGAAAGUCCCUGCGAGAGCUCCGCCGUGUUAUCUCUGGCAUGCUGGAGCUCACUGACAGUUUCUCAAACUCUGCCUCAGCUGCUCGGCUGUCUGUAACCGCCAUGCAGACAACACGGACGCGUGUAAAUCUGCUGAACUUGUGAGUUUCGCGUCGACGGCUGUGGAUGUUGCGUGUUUCUCUGGACACGAGAAGACAGACGACGCAAAGACAUAAUUUCUUUACUUAGGUGCGCGGUACUCGUUUAUUUCAGUUGUGUGGUGACCGCUGCAGUCAGUCAGCCGGCUAGCGAAGCGUAAAUGUCGUUGAUCUGAGGUUUUUUACUAAAGGGAACAUAGCGUUCAUUUUGUCUCCGAGCCAGGAUGUCAUCGCCUGCAGAACUUUUUUUCUACAUAGAAAUGAAUGGAGUCGGCGCGGCUGGCCCAGAGAGCUCGGCUGGUGACCAGUGCCCCCUAAAGGACGCUCCAGAGCCAUCCUCUCUGCAGGAAGCUGAGUGGUACUGGGGUGAUAUAUCCAGGGAGGAGGCCAACGCCAAGCUUGAUGGUUUGCCUGAUGGCUCUUUCCUGGUUCGUGAUGCCUCCAGCAAGGCCUUUGGCCACUACACCUUAACACUCAGGAAGGACGGCUCCAACAAGCUGAUAAAGAUUCUGCAUCACGAAGGGCGGUUUGGCUUCUGUGAGCCGCUCACCUUCAGCUCGGCAGUGGAGCUGGUGUUGCACCAUCAGUGUCACUCGCUGGUGCACUACAACCCAGCGCUGGACAUCACACUGGCCUUCCCCGUGUCCCGCUACACCCAGGACGUGUCGUUGGAUUUGGGCCAUGUGUAUAACACCUCCACAGAUUAUUUCCAGCCAGCUUGUGCCUAUGCUGUGCAGGAGAAGACCAUGGGGGCCUUCAUCAGGGACCAGCAACGCAUGCCGGAGUUCUCGGCAGAGGAGAGAGCCCAGCUGAACGAGGGUGUGUGUGAGGAGGAGGACGAAGGUGCGGCGUGUCUGGAGGAGGCGACCUGGUUUGUGGGGGAUCUGAGCAGGGCCCAGGCCGAGGAGCUCCUGGUGGGGAAACCUUCCGGAGCAUUCCUCAUCCGCAGCAGUAGUAUGAAGGACUGCUACGCCUGUUCUGUCGUGGUGGAGCAGGAGGUCAGGCACUGUGUAAUCCACCGGACAGCACGGGGUUACGGCUUCGCUGAGCCCUACGACCUGCACGGCUCCCUGAAGGACCUGGUGCGCCACUACCACCGCACCUCUCUUGUCCAGCACAACCAGGCCCUGGACGUGCGGCUGGCCUACCCCGUUCUGCCAGGGGUCACAGCCACACAUCGGGGACCUUUUGAACUUUGCACUUUCCCAGAGAGACGCCACUCCAGGCCAUUGGAUACCUGACCAUUUUACAAGUGUUUGAAUCCGUUGUAGAAUUGUUUACAGGCAUUCUAGAUGUUGUGGGCAGGAUAAGACGGCAGGGUCAAAGGGCAUUUGUACGACAUUUUUUAUACAGCUGGUGCUUACGCGUGCUUGUUCCUUUUGUAAAUGUUCUUUUGCACAUUGACUGUUUUGAGGGGCUGAACCCACAUCACGGGCACCAGCUCACGCACAGCUGGGCUAGUUUCCCCAUGCUGACUCGUGACGUCAUAGUUAUACGUCACUCUGGGGGGGGGGGGGUUGGUUUUUGCUUGGUUUUUGCAAAGGGUGACAUGAACACAUCAUCUCCAUCUAGUUUUCUCCCUUUAUUAACGUCUGUCAAAAAUGGAUAAACAAAGAUCCUUUUUUUUUUUUUUUUUUUUUUGAGUGCCAUUUGUCAGAAAAAUUUGAACUUUAAAAGACUUUUUAAAUUUAAAACAAAGCUUUUCUCCUCCGGCACUCGAAUUCAGACAUGGCCUUAUUUUUAUUUGAGCACUGCAGCUUGACUCAGCCAAACUGUUCAGGCACAUCUGACUGCUCUUAAAGGAGCCCCGUAGCAGACAGCCGGGUGAGAGUUUGGACUCGGGUGCCCGUUUCUAGGGCUGAACACUGGGCUGGAUGUGAGGUCUGCUUGCUGCUCUGAGCGCUGGUCUAUGCACUACGGAACAGAUCUUACUGGAUCCGUGCCUUUUCUGGGUUACGCUUUUUUAAUCCCAUUUUAUGAAGAUUGACGGGUAGGCGGGGCUUAAAAUGUGACUUGCUGGAUUUUCUUGACAUCUGUUUAUGUUGCCGCUCAGAUACAUGUACCUUUCAGUCUUUUUUUAAGAAUUAUGAAUAAAUUGGUAAAACCUUUAAA